AUGGCUUCUCGACGAUCUAGCUCAGGCCGCGGCCGCACCCGCGGCGUCGCCCGUCCGUCGCAGCAGCCGAACCUCAACCCUUCGGCGGAAUCUUUCACCCCCGUCAUGGCCACGCCCUCCCUCUACUCUCCACCUCCUCCAGUCCAUCAUCACGGCGAGCUGGCCUACCACCAGUUCGUGGCCGCAGAGGCUGCAAGAAUGUACGCCCAAGCUCGGAUGCCCGAGGCCAACGAUCUCCCCGGCCAGCUGGCCGUCAAAAAGAAGCGUCGCGUCUCCAUCGCCUUUGGCAGCCAGUCGGAGAACGCACCCUCCCGCUCAGCCUCGGCGCCCAACCCGACCACCAUCGUCGAUCGCAACCCUCCUCGAACCCCGCCGAACCAGUACGCCAGGCCCCAGACCGCCGCCCCCACGCCCCGCGCAUACUCGUUUGACGACGACGACGAGUUCUAUCCGGGUCCCGACCCGCGACUGGAUGAUCCCGGUCAGAGUCAUAAGGAGCUUGGUCGCGGUGGUGGCCAGUCCACCAAGAAGUGA
Colletotrichum karsti is the source of this 534-nucleotide messenger RNA. RefSeq lists its product as uncharacterized. The record is from RefSeq and is a predicted model, not a curated record. Bases 1 to 534 code for a protein of 177 amino acids. Lineage: Eukaryota; Fungi; Ascomycota; Sordariomycetes; Glomerellales; Glomerellaceae. The transcript has 3 exons.